AUGGCCUCCUUCUUGGCACAAAGAGCAAAAGAGCGUUUUAUAUUGGCUAGCCACUGGAAAAGAACGAGUAGGCUCUGGUUGGUAAAAUGGUCGUCCAUCUCUUCGUGGCGUUCUUUCUGGCUCCUUACUAACAGUACAUCUUUGCACUUCCUCUUCUACUGAUAUGAGCAGGUUGAGUUCUGAUCUCCAAUUCUCAAUCUUCCAAAUUCUUCCGGCCAUUCUUUCCUUUUCAAUCAACCUGGCUAAUAUUCCUCGAGGCAGCUUUUCCUUCAGAGCAAAGAUAAUCCAUGAAUCGU
Meloidogyne enterolobii is the source of this 296-nucleotide messenger RNA. The record is from the annotation of a GenBank genome assembly. Lineage: Eukaryota; Metazoa; Nematoda; Chromadorea; Rhabditida; Meloidogynidae.